AUUGCCCUGGCACGCACUCUGACUUGGGAGGGGGAGUUUCUCCUCUCAUUGGUUUAUUACUUGCUCCAUCUAAAUUACCAUUGGCCAACGUAUCCUAUCUACUGUCACCAUUGGGAUUCCGGAUGUGCUGUUGUGAGUGUAAAAAUUGUUUUUCGGCAAUUUGCCUACCAGUUAUAUGGCCUAAAUUCACGUUAUACACGAUUUAACAACGGAAUAUUUAAACGUAGUGUCUGUGAUGUCAACAUGGAGAGAGAUGACAGUCAAGAAAAAGGAGAGACAGAGGAGAUAACAAGUUGUGAUCCACCCUCUGCUGACUGCAUCCCGUCAACUGGUUCUUCUUAUCACACUCCGGCCCUGCCCUCUGACAAUCCCCCAGUUCCUGAGCCUGCUGGUACAGUGGAAGGAGACAAAAACACCAAUGUGACUUUAGAGGAGCCUACAUAUCCACCUACAUCAGAUUCUAUGGGAGAGAAGGGACUACAAGCAGCUCCUGACCAGGGUCUAGGACCGGCUCCUGUUCUGGUAAAAGAGGAAGAGACUAAUGUGUGCAGUAAGAUAGAAUAUCAGAACUGCUCAGGUGGUCAACCAGAGACUGUCCCAGAGGAGGUUUCAGCUGAGAAUGGGCAGGAUGACUCAGGGGAGUUUAUCGUCACUAUUUUGGCCAGGGGUAAAUUGGAGGAGCAAGGUCUGGGAGUGAAGAGGCAUUCCUCUCCACUGUCAGAGACUGGCGCCCCAGAGGCCCCCCCAUCCCACCGUGAUGAAGACGUGACAGCGGAGAGCUGGAGGCAGCACAGGAAGCAUGUGUUUGUCCUGAGUGAAGCAGGGAAGCCCAUAUACUCCCGCUACGGCAGUGAAGAGGCUCUGUCGUCUACCAUGGGAGUCAUGAUGGCACUGGUGUCCUUUGUCCAGAGUAGUGACAACAUGAUCCGCUCGGUCUACUCAGAUGGGCACACAGUGGUGUUCAUGCAGAAGGGUCCUCUGGUGCUGGUGUCUGUGUCAAGCAGCCGUCAGUCAGAGAAGCAGCUGCGUGGUGAGCUCCUUUACGUCUACUACCAGAUCAUCAGCAUGCUCACCCAGGCCAGCAUCGCUCGCAUCUUCCAACACAAGAAGAACUAUGACCUGCGGCGACUACUGGCCGGCUCCGAGAAGAUCCUAGACGGCCUCCUCAACCUGGUGGACUCGGAUCCCAGCUUCCUGCUGGCAGCGGUGCACUGCCUGCCAUUGGUCUCCUCUCUCAGGGACUCCCUCAGCCAGAUCCUGCAGAAGGCCAUCACCCCCAACCUGGUCUUCUCCAUCCUCAUCGCCAAGAACCAGCUGCUCACCAUCGUCCAGGAGAAGACGGUGAUCGAGGACGCCAGGCUGGAGCCUGCUGACGUCCACCUGCUGCUCAACCUCAUUGGGGCCUCCUCUGCCUUCCAGGCUGGAGAGAUCUGGACUCCCAUCUGCCUGCCUCUCUUUAACCCUGACUGUUACUUCUAUGCCUACAUCUCCUACCUGGACCCCCCAGAAUGCACUGUGUGUCUGCUGCUGCUCUCCACGGAUAAGGAGGCCUUUUAUGCGGUGGCAGAGUGUAAGAGGAGGAUAGAGGUGGCCAUGCUGGCUCAGAGCUCCCUGAGCCUCAUAGCCAAGGCCCACUCCUACAGUGUGAGCCAGGUGGGCGUCUCAGACCUCAGGCACUUCAUGUACAAGCCCUUUGACGUGCCAGACAACCACAAGCAGCUCACCCAGUUCACCAGCCCAGAGAUGGAGGCUCCUUAUAGCACGGAGGAGGAGAGGAUGAGGCUGCUGGACCUGUACCGGUACAUGCACGGUCGCAUCCACAGCUCUUCCAGGGCCCUCAAGCUCAUCUACCAUGUGGCAGAGAGGGAAACGCUGCUGGCCUGGGUCACAAGUAAAUUUGAAUUGUACACCUGCUUCAGCCCCUUGGUGACUAAGGCUUGUGCCAUUAACGCCAUAACCAAGCUUCUACGGUGGAUCAAGAAGGAGGAGGACCGUCUCUUUAUCCGAUACCCACCCAAGUAUUCAACCACGCCCAACCCCAGCAAAAGCUCCCGAAGGUCUGACCAGCAGGAUUCCACAGAUAAUGGCUUCAUGUCUCUACUAUAGAGCUGCUCUAUCUCUGUGCUUAGCUCCGGCUCUUCCACUCUGUCAACACGUAGUUUGUACACUGGUUCUUACAAGAGGUUUGGCACUGACCACAUCCUACAUCUUUGGGUACUUCAUUGAAUUUUGACCACUGGACUAUUUAAGGAGAACUUGCCUUUUUGACACUUUCAGACUCUUCUGUACCUUUUGAGAAAGCAUGUACAGGAACUGCAUUAACACUUUAGAUUACAGUCGAACAAGUUGAUGUUCAGGGAAUCUGUAAAGAGAAAGCAAACAUUUUUAAAUUGGCUAGUGGUGGAACAUUGAAGAUAAUUUUCAAUGCUAUUGAGUUUUUAUAUUGUUUUAUUCUAUUGUAACAAAAGUGAGAACUUCUCGAAUGCAUCAUAUCAAAUACUUGUUACAUAACUAUUUCAAGUCAAGCUUUCAUGGUCAUUGACACUGUAGCACAUGACAAAUGAAAUGGGACUACCUACAUUAUAGAACUACUCUUGAAUUUGUUUUCAACUGCCUAAUAAUUAUAAUUAUUGCUAGAAACCUUAGAUGUUGACAGGCUGACACAGGAUUUAGUUUAAGUGUGGUUAUUGGUGGGAUGAACAGGAAAUGAAAAAUCAUUAAAUGUCAUCAUGAAAAUUG
Messenger RNA from Oncorhynchus tshawytscha (Chinook salmon), 2739 nucleotides. RefSeq names its product MON1 secretory trafficking family member Bb (gene mon1bb). Gene Ontology annotation, biological process: protein targeting to vacuole; vesicle-mediated transport. Lineage: Eukaryota; Metazoa; Chordata; Actinopteri; Salmoniformes; Salmonidae. Bases 244 to 2106 code for a protein of 620 amino acids. The transcript is spliced from 6 exons. The record is from RefSeq and is a predicted model, not a curated record.